CCGCGCGAAUGUAGGCAGCACAUUAUACACGCCAAUGAUAUAACCUCACUAUUUUCCUACAAUUUUUAAUUUUUUAUGGAUUCUAAGUCGAUUAAAAAGGAAGUUCCCGCUGAGGAUUACAUCCUGAUUGAGGAUGAGGUCAAAGUUGAGGAAACGUGUGUCCAAGAGCCCCCGACAAGUGUCAUAAUUGAGGAGAGACUCCCAGUGUGUUCAAUGUGUAAAUGUGGUUUUCAGAGGGGCACAAGUGUUAAGUUUUGGCACGAGUCUGAUUUGUACAAGUGUAAUAAAUGUAUUCUCCACUCGAGACUAAGUCAGGUUUUCAAAUCGAAAUUUUUCGCACCGAAGCGAAAACGGGGGAACUACCCGGGCACCAAACGUAAAAAACAACCCAUGUUAGAGGACGACAGUAGUAGGGACAGUGAUGUUGUAAUUGUUGAAUCAGAGGAAGAAACAAUUAACAGUAUUUUUGUCACCAAAGUUUUGUAUGUUUGUUCAGUUUGUAAGGUUAAAUUUGAAAGGAGUGGCAAAGUGGGCUUGAAGGAGGCGUCUGAUUGGUCCAAGUGUAACAAAUGCAUAUUACAUUGCCGCCUCAAUUCGAUUAUCACACCCGCAAGAAAACGAAAAAAUCAAGUUAAAUAAUUUUAUUGUAAUAUUUGUUAUACAAAAUCACAAAGUUUGUCUCUAAAUAAAUCAAACAACACUAAUUGUCUUAAA
Molecule: messenger RNA, 714 nt
Organism: Tribolium castaneum (red flour beetle)
Lineage: Eukaryota; Metazoa; Arthropoda; Insecta; Coleoptera; Tenebrionidae
Exons: 3
Coding region: 76-639 (187 amino acids)
Source: RefSeq, a predicted model, not a curated record